GUGCAGAAUGCAAUAAUUUUUUUUUGGUGAUGGCGCUGUGGUUGUACGUCGUCUCUUAGUUUUUAUCAAAUAUUUGUGUUAAACAAAUAUUGGUAUCAAUGUAACAAAGAGCGAUAUAAAUUUUUCAAAUCUGUUGGAAGAAAAAGGCCGAAUACGGCCAAACAAAUUAGUUAUUUUAAAUUAAACAAUCUUUUUUUACACAGAUAUUAAUGCUUUACUUAUAACAAAUUCAAGAUACAGAUUCAUUUACCAAUUUACUGGGGAAAAUUUGGGCUUCUUGGCACUAUUUUAAAAUUCCAAUCUUUAGCAAAUUUCUGCAUUGAAAGACUGUUAAAAGGAAUAUUGUCGCAAAUUAAAAGGUCUGGACAUCCAAACAUCCUGCAAAAAUUGAUUUUAAUUUUUUUCAUGAUUUUGGUUGACGAUUUGCUUUUAAUUGAGACAAGCUCUAACUAAUUCAAUUAUGAAUCAUAAAUACUAUAGAUAGCUAGAAUUUGCAAAAGAAAAAAUAUCAGUGGCAACUAUCUCCCAUGGCCUUUAGGGUCGUAAUAGAUAGGCCUAGACUAAUAUUAUUAAGAUCUAAUAAUCUAAAGGCUGGAAUACCUAUAAUACACUUUUUUAUAUUUCAUUGCUAUGCUUUUUCUCACUAUUGAUUUCUUUUCAUUCUCAAAAACGACUUUGAUAUUGGGAACUCCAUCUACCACUAGGGGCGAAAAGCAGACAUCACACAGGGCAGAUGCAUCCAUGUCCGUUGUGAGCUACUGUAAAAUUGUAUUUUUUUACUUAACUGGCGAAAAAUUGUAUUUUUUUUGCUUUUAAUUCAACGGCGAACGUUCUGUAGGAACCUUAAGUCUUCAUUCAGUACAAUAGUAAACAAUUGAAUUACAAUGUGGACAGUACAAUAAUGCACAUACUAAUCGUGAUUGUAAAAUUAUUACACAUUUAAAGUGUGAAAACUUUAAAACUGGAAUACAAGCACAAACAGUAAAAAAAAUUAGGGUAUUAAAUAGAGUUGGGCAUGGUCAAUUGACCAACACCUAUUUGACCAGUCAAUUUCGGUCAAAAUAUAUAAAAUAUUCAAAAACCAUUUAUUUAUGUUUUAUUUAGAGUUUUAUGAUAUAAGUAAGUGCAUUAAUUUCAUUUUAAUAUUUAUACAUUAUUGAAAGCAGUCCAAUUUACUCACAACCGUCUUCUACGAAAUCCGAUACACCUGAUUCGGGGAAUCUCAACACUCGCAACAAAACGACUGAAAACGUAUUUCGUAUUUACUAGCGUUAGAGAUUGUAGCUGGAGCUGUACUCAUAAUUAUUGGAUUUUUGUGAACUAACAACGUAAUUACAAUGAGUUUGGGCAAGUCCAAAACCAAAAUUUGGAAUUGUUUCACGGAAACUCGCGUAGAAAUUAAAGUGAAAGGCAAAUGUAACUACUGUGAAGCAGUUUACAUCACUCAUGCCGAUAGAAUGCAGAAUCACAUACUCAAAAAGUGCAAAUCAGUUCCAGAAGCGGUUCGACAAGAUUAUAUGGACAAGGCAAAGACCAGUUUGAAUGAAUCCUUCGAAGAUGAAGACGAAGCAAUAUUUCCCAAGAAAAGCAAGAAGCCACAUACAGAAAUCAAUUAAAUUCCUCAUGAAAUUCCAAGUACUUCAUCUGGUUCCUCUCAGCCACCUAUUAAUUGUAGAAAAAUGCAAAAAUUAACAUCAUUUGUUGACACGGUAAGCGAAUCUGAGCAAUCUGAGUUACAAACAUUUUUUUGCGAAGCUGUUUAGUCAUCAAAUUGCGCCCUGUCAAUGUUCGAAUCAAUCAGACAAAUGGAAAACAUUUUUUGGAAAAUUGCGACCAGCUUUUAAAAUUCCUGACAGAAAAACUAUGGCAACCUCACACCUCGACAGGUGCUUUAACAAAAUAAGAAACAACAUCAAAGAUAUUCUUGAUAGUGAAGAUAAUAUAACUUUAAUGAGUGAUGGCUGGACAAAUAUUAGAAACGAAGGUUUAAUAAACUACAUGGUGCAUACGAAUAAUGGAGAUUUUUUGUAUGAUUUUUCACAGCCCAAGGCAAUUAGACACACAGGCCAAUACAUUGCCAGUGAAAUUACAAGGGUAAUUAAAGAAAUCGGUGAAAAUAAAAUUACUUCUCUGGUAACCGACAACGCAGCAAAUAUGCAAGUUGCCUGGGCCCAAUUAAAAGAAACAUUCCCAAAUCUACAAACGUAUGGCUGUGUUUCUCACAUUCCGAAUUUACUGCUCAAAGAUAUUGAAUCGCUCAAAACCCUCUCUGAUCAUCUUAGUGUUUGUAAGGAGAUUGUGAUUUUUUAAAAAUUAAAACAUAUUUCCAACGCCCUUUUAAGUGAAAAGCAGGGCGGUAAUUUUCAAUUUCUGAAAUUACCAGUCGCAACUAGAUGGAGCAGUACAGUCACGUGUAUGGAAAGCAUACACGUGAAUAAUCAGCUACUUAAAGAAUGUUUAAUUCAUCCAGUUAUUAUGAGACACUAGCAACAAAUAAAAUAAAAUCUGCCAUAUUGAAUGAUGAUGUAUUUUGGGAUAGAAACGUUAAAUUUAUUGAGUUACUGAAUCCUGUUGUUCGUUUGAUCAGAUUCAUGGAAAAUACUACUGCUACUUUGUCAGAUGUUCGGCACAAGCUGUUUCUCUUGAAAGAACACUUUAAUGCAUUUGUUUCAGAAAGUCAAUUUCUUCAAAAUAAACAAAAACUGACGACUAAAUCGGUAAUAAAAAGAAUCGAUAAGGCCUGCACCGACACUCACAAUGCAGCAUAUGUACUCGAACCUAGGUAUAAGGGAGGAAAUUUAACCCCAGAUGAGCUGCAACGUGCUACGAAUCUAAUAAUACAACUUAGCCUCGAUAAAUCUGAGGUUGACGUAAUUGGGGAAAUUUCAAAUUUUAGAGCAGCAACAAAUGAAUUUAACAAUGGAAUAAUAUGGAUAGCAGUAAAAAGUACCAAAUCAGUUUGUAAAACGUCAUCGGAUAUUACUCCAUCAACUUGGUGGGAGAGUUGGCAAAAGAAAUCGGUACUUCACGAUGUAGCUAUAAAGUUACUAAAAAUACCGGCCUCUUCAGCUUCGUGUGAAAGGAACUGGUCAACAUGGGGAGUACUCCAUAGUAAAUUGAGAAAUAGACUGACCGGAAAGCUGGUCUAUGUUAAAUACAAUUUAAAUAUUAUUAAUAAAUGUGAAAAAAUACCCGACUUAAAUAUAUCUUCAUCCUCCGAAGCUGAUGUUUCUUUGUCUUCCGAAGCCGAGCAGCUAGACUCCGACUCCGAAAAUGAGAAUCUUCCAUUAGCUACACUCCUUAACUAAACUACACUCAUAAUAAUUCAGAUUAAUAACUGAGAUUGAUAUUUUUUGUUUAAUUUUAAGUGUUUGCGUUUUUAUGUUAAUUAUAUUAUUCAUGGAUAUUGAAAAAUAAACUACUUAUUUUUA
Molecule: messenger RNA, 3431 nt
Organism: Anthonomus grandis grandis
Lineage: Eukaryota; Metazoa; Arthropoda; Insecta; Coleoptera; Curculionidae
Exons: 2
Coding region: 2454-3308 (284 amino acids)
Molecular function (GO): protein dimerization activity
Source: RefSeq, a predicted model, not a curated record